CAUCCGAAUGAACCUCGCCUAUCGCUGCGGUCGGGAAGGAACAAAGACAAAACAUCGGCCACUUAACUAAUAGUGGCUUUAAAUACUCGGAUAAUGACAGAGUCUACUAAAACGCACGUUAUUCUGCUGUCAUGCGGAAGUUUUAACCCCAUCACUAAAGGACAUAUUCAUAUGUUUGAGAAAGCCAGAGAGCAUCUUCACAAGACUGGGCGCUUUAUAGUGAUUGGUGGAAUUAUUUCUCCAGUUCAUGACUCCUAUGGAAAACCGGGUCUGGUCCCGAGCAGACAUCGUCUCACCAUGUGUCAGCUGGCAGUCCAGUCUUCUGAUUGGAUCAGGGUGGACCCUUGGGAGUGUUACCAGGACAAAUGGCAAACUACCUGCAGUGUGCUGGAGCACCACCGAGACCUCAUGAAGAGAGUGACCGGGUGUAUUCUCUCCAAUGUGAACACACCCUCUACAACUCCCGUGAUUGGCCAGCCACAGAAUGAGACCUCAACCAUCUACCAGAAUCGAAACACAGCUAACAAACCCACAGUUGUUAAACUGUGGGGAAAGAUGAGUGAAAGCUUUGGCAAAAUCUGUUGUGUUCGCCCAAACAUGGACCGCUUCACCUUUGUGGAUGAGAAUGCCAACCUGGGGACUGCCAUGAGAUAUGAGGAAAUUGAGCUGCGCAUCCUUCUGCUGUGUGGAAGUGAUUUGCUGGAGUCCUUCUGCAUCCCGGGCCUGUGGAAAGAGAGUGAUAUGGAGGUGAUUGUGGGAGACUUUGGGAUAGUGGUGGUGCCUCGGGAUGGAACCGACACAGAGAGGAUAAUGAAUCAUUCGUCUGUCCUGCGCAAGCACAAGGAGAACAUACUUGUGGUAAAAGAUGACAUCAACCACCCGAUGUCUAUUGUCAGUUCGACCAAAAGCAGACUGGCCCUCCAGCAUGGUGACGGCCACGUGGUGGACUACCUCUCCCAGCCCGUCAUCGACUACAUCCUGCAGAGUCAGCUCUACAUCAACGCCUCAGGAUAGGAGGGGUGCAGCAGCGUCCUUUCCAGCCGUAGUUCUCGUCUGUCUCUGUGUGUCGGUCUUACAGUAUACUCCUCCUGCGCCGUCGCUUUUCCAUAUAGAGGAGCAUUAAGUAUCCAUGUGCUUUUCUUACUGUCUCAUCGUGACUCACUGGGCCUGAGAGUGUACAGUAUUGUGCCUGAGAGAGCUCUGUCUCUACGGACUUCCUCCACCAACGGGAUUCUUUGGACUGUGGUUGGGGAAGGGGCCAAUGGGUGAGACAGAGAGAGAGAGAAAGAGAGAGAGAGAAAGGGGAUGGGGACAGAAAGUGAUCGGUCUUGUGGCAAGAAAGUGAGAAGGAGUAAUGAAGCAUUACCUGCUGUAAUGUUGGGCUCUGCCGUUUUAAUUUCAUAUUGAUACUUUCCUCAAGUGCAUGCAUGGAUUUUUUUUCAUUUUAUUUUGCGCAUGAGAUCUUACCUUGCUUAUGUAGACUGUAGUCUGUUGUGGCAGUGUGUGCUGAGGAGCUCUGUGCGUAGACGCAUUCCAUCUCUGUCCCCAUUUUCUAUUAUCUACCGUCAUUGUAUAUAGGAAAACUGGAUUGCUGUGGUGUUGCUGUCGCACACUUACGACUGCAGUGCUCUGUCUGCAGUGUGCCGUCAUGCAUACAUGUACAUUGUUUUGCCCACCUCUGUACACGUCUUUCUCUUUAUGAAAAUAUCAUUUCACACAA
Molecule: messenger RNA, 1720 nt
Organism: Sardina pilchardus (European sardine)
Lineage: Eukaryota; Metazoa; Chordata; Actinopteri; Clupeiformes; Clupeidae
Gene: nmnat2
Product: nicotinamide nucleotide adenylyltransferase 2
Exons: 11
Coding region: 94-1014 (306 amino acids)
Biological process (GO): NAD+ biosynthetic process
Cellular component (GO): Golgi apparatus
Molecular function (GO): nicotinamide-nucleotide adenylyltransferase activity; nicotinate-nucleotide adenylyltransferase activity
Source: RefSeq, a predicted model, not a curated record